AUGCAGAAGAAUGCAAUUCUUAAGAUGCUGUUUUUGAACAAAGAUAACGUUGACCCUAAUUUAGAUGAAACUUUUAAUGAGGAAGAUUUGCAAUGGAAGGCACUAGUCAUGGAUGUCAAGAGCACAGCGAUUGUGUCGUCUGUGCUGCGUGUCAAUAACCUUUUAAAAGCAGGCGUCACUGUUCAUUCUUUGAUCCAACAAGCAAGGGCACCAUUACCUGAUGUUCCAGUUGUUUACUUUGUGACACCUAAUCAGGAAAAUAUUAAUCUGAUAGUGCAGGACAUAAAAGAAGACAAAUAUGCCAAUUAUUACGUCAAUCUCACAUCAUCUUUAAGCAGAGAUCUAUUAGAAGACUUUGCACAACAAGUCUGUUCAACAGCAAGAUCAGAUCGGAUAAAACAAGUGUUCGAUCAGUAUUUGGACUUUAUCGUGACCGAACCAGAGCUAUUUUCUUUGGAUCUUCCCCGCUCUUACACGGUAUUAAACAACCCAAGCUCGACAGAAGAAAUCAUCACCCAACUAUGUGAUCACGUUGCGACUGGUUUAUUCAACGUUGUCAUGACCACAUUGUCAAUUCCAAUUAUAAGAGCGCCAAAGGGUGGCCCUGCUGAGAUUGUCGCAGAAAAACUAGGAGCUAAAUUACGAGACUUUGUGAUCAAUACACGGACAGCCACUAAUUCAGUGCUCGAAGGGGAUUCUUUAGAGAGAUGUGUUAUGAUCAUACUUGAUAGAAAUAUCGACUUUAGUUGCAUUUUUUCGCAUUCUUGGAUAUAUCAGUGUAUGGUAUUUGAUGUUUUUAAGUUGACAAAGAAUACCAUUGCGAUACCAAGUAAAACAGCAGAAGGUGGUGAACUAUUAAAAAAAUAUGAUAUUGAACCUAAUGAUUUCUUCUGGAAAGAAAACGCACAUUUGCCUUUCCCAGAGGCUGCUGAAAAUGUCGAAGCUGCUCUCUCUGCCUAUAAGGAAGAAGCCGCUGAAAUAACCAGAAAGACUGGUGUUUCCAAUUUAACUGAUUUGGAUCCUAACUCAAAUAGUGACACCGUUCAAAUGCAGGAAGUGGUGAAAAAAUUGCCCCAAUUAGCUGCCAGAAAGAAUAUUAUCGAUGUUCACAUGAAUAUCUUUGCCGCACUACUGUCUCAGUUGGAGAGCAAAUCUUUGGAUACAUUCUUUGAAGUUGAGCAGGACCCAGAUAAUGCAAAAACAAGAACAAGAUUUAUUGAAAUUCUAAAGGAUGGCAAAACCAACAAUAUGGAAGACAAACUUAGAUCAUUUAUUGUACUUUAUUUAAGCUCUUCCAAUGGGCUGCCUCAAGAUUUUGUUAAAGAAGUAGAGGCCUAUUUUUCAGGUAACGAAUUCUACUCUAGUGCUUUGAAAUAUGUCUACAAAUUAAGACAAUUUAUGCAAUUAUCAAAUAAGACACUGCAAAAUAAAUCUUUGGAAGACGGGACAAGCAAAGCUUCAGCGGGUGGCAAUUUAUCACUUUCUGGUCUAUAUGGUCUCACUGAGGGGAGAUUGCAAGGUGGGGUUGGUAGUUUGAUAUCGGGAAUCAAAAAGCUAUUACCCGAGAAGAAAACUAUUCCAAUAACAAAUGUUGUGGAAGCAAUAAUGGAUCCGUUGAACAGUUCCCAGAAAAAUUUAGAAACCACAGAUGAUUAUUUGUAUUUUGAUCCUCGUAUUACAAGAGGAUCUCACACAAAAAAGCCUAAAAGACAAUCUUAUAACAAAUCUAUUGUAUUUGUAGUAGGUGGAGGUAACUACUUGGAAUAUCAAAAUUUACAAGAAUGGGCUCAUUCACAAUUACAUAAUCCCAAGAGUGUUAUGUAUGGUAGCACCUCUAUCUCAACGCCCAGUGAAUUCCUAAGUGAGAUAUCCGAGUUAGCGUAA
Zygotorulaspora mrakii is the source of this 1884-nucleotide messenger RNA. RefSeq names its product syntaxin-binding protein (gene SLY1). Bases 1 to 1884 code for a protein of 627 amino acids. The record is from RefSeq and is a predicted model, not a curated record. Gene Ontology annotation, molecular function: syntaxin binding. NCBI's taxonomy places the organism in Eukaryota, Fungi, Ascomycota, Saccharomycetes, Saccharomycetales, Saccharomycetaceae. Gene Ontology annotation, biological process: endoplasmic reticulum to Golgi vesicle-mediated transport; intracellular protein transport. The transcript has 2 exons. Gene Ontology annotation, cellular component: Golgi membrane; cytosol.